UCAUGUUUCUGUGCUGCGGGUCGUGUUUUGGUCUGGAAAAGGUAAAAAGAUGACAGCCAGAAAGUCCGGUUCGCGAUUAGAGACUGAAAUAGAGCGAUGUCGAUCAGAGACACAAUGGGACAAGAUACCAGAACUUGUGCGACAGCUGUCUGCGAAACUAAUCUCAAACGAUGAUCUCGGGGAACUUCUUCUGGGGGAGGCAAAACUCCAGCAGUACUUGAAGGAAAACCCUAUCAAGCAGGGAGGAGCCAGUCCUCGCAGGCCCCGACAACAACUUCAGGAGGUUCGGAAACACCUGACAGCUGCGCUUGAUCGGGGAAACUUAAAGCCUGAAUACACGCAGGAAGCCAGGCUGAUUAUGGCUAAACUAUGUUACGUAGAGGGUGAUUACAGAGACGCACUGAAUCAGAACGGCUAUGUGAAUCUGGAUGAGCUGCAGCUGGUUGGGGUUCCGAUGUACAGACUUUCCAUGAUCGCCGAGGCCUAUGCCACUAAAGGUCUUUGUCUGGAGAAGGUGCAUGCGGCAUCCCCAUCGCUGUCCAAUUGUAAUGCUGACAAAGACCAGGAGAUCAUCACUUGCUAUGAGAAGUCUGGAGACAUUGCCUUGCUGUAUCUUCAGGAGGUAGAAAAGGCCCUCAGUGCUGGCAUUCAGAACCGCAGUCCAAAGCCUGGCCCGGUCACACAUGAACAGGAACUUGGCUACUUCCUGGAAACUGGACUUCAGAGGGCACAUGUUAUCCAUUUCAAAAAUGGUAACCUUACCCGAGGUGUCGGCCGUUUCCGAGAAAUUCUCCGGGCCGUUGAGACCAGGACCACUCAGAACCUUCGUAUGACUAUUGCCAGGCAGCUUGCAGAGAUCUUGCUGAGGGGCAUGUGUGAACAAAGUUAUUGGAACCCACUGGAAGAUCCCCCCCACCACUCCCCUCUCGACGAUCCACUCAGACACACCGCCCACACUAAGGACUACGCCCUCAGCCGCCGCCCACGUAUCUACUCAGGAGAGAACUUGUUUUGUCCACAGGAGAACACUGAAGAGGCUUUACUUCUGUUAUUAAUCAGUGAGUCUAUGGCUAACAGAGACGCUGUAUUGAGCCGAAUCCCCGAGCACAAUAAUGACCGAAUCAUCAGUCUGCAGAGCGCCUCGCUAGUGUAUGACUUGCUGACCAUUGCGCUCGGCCGACGUGGACAGUACGAAAUGCUGUCAGAGUGUCUCGAGAGAGCCAUGAAGUUUGCCUUUGAGGAAUUUCAUCUCUGGUUCCAGCUUGCUUUGUCUUUGAUGGCUGCUGGGAAGUCGGCUCGAGCAGUAAAGGUGCUGAAGGAGUGUAUCAGACUGAAGCCGGACGAUCCCACCAUUCCACUUCUGGCUGUCAAGCUGUGCAUUGGAAACCUGCACUGGCUGGAAGAGGGUGAGCGCUUUGCUAAAAUGGUGAUUGAUAUGGGUGAGAAGGCAGCUGAAUUCAGGGCUAAAGGAUACCUAGCUAUCGGGCUUGUCUACAGUCUGAAGGCCACAGACGCAUCACUUCGAGGAAUGCAGGAAGAGUAUCAGAAAAAAGCACUGAGUGCUUUCCAGAGGGCACAGAGUCUAUCCCCCACUGAUCAUCUGGCUGUUUUCUAUCUUUCACUCCAGCUGGCUGUGUCUCGACAGAUUCCAGAGGCUCUGGGUUAUGUACGGCAGGCGUUACAGCUGCAGGGUGAUGAUGUUCAUUCUCUGCAUCUGCUGGCCUUGUUGCUGUCAGCACAGAAGCACUACCACGAUGCACUCAACAUCAUUGAGAUGGCCCUCAGCGAGUACCCCGAGAACUUUGUCCUUUUAUUCACAAAGGUGAAGUUGGAGACAUUGUGUCGAGGACCCGAGGAGGCGCUGCUCUCCUGCAAACGCAUGCUGCAGAUCUGGAAGUCCUGUUACAACCUCACCAACCCCAGUGAUUCUGGGAGAGGGAGCAGUCUGUUAGACAGAGCUGUCGCUGACCGUCGCCAGCUGAACGCCAUGACACUGCCGGACUUCAGUGAUGCAGAGACGGCCUCUCACACCUCUUCAUCCCUCUCGGGGACAGAACCCGUGUCUCCUUUCUUUCCCCUUCCAUCUUUCUAUUCUCCACCUCCACCCAAGACCGAAUCCACCCAGAUGCGCAGCAGCCAUGCUUUCUGUGACCACGCCCCCCGUCGACGCUUCUCCUCUGCCAGCAACCUUCCAGAUGCUUUCUUUCAUGGUUUUGACUCCUUUAUUGGGGUUUGUUCUGUCCACGCCACCUCCAUAGCAGCAUCACGGGUGGAGCAGGCGCUGUCUGAGGUGGCCUCGUCUCUGCAAAGCAGCGCUCCGAAACAAGGACCCCUCCAUCCGUGGAUGACCCUCGCUCAGAUCUGGCUACAUGCAGCGGAGGUGUAUAUUGGAAUGGGAAAGGCGGCCGAGGCAACAGCGUGUACGCAGGAAGCAGCCAACCUGUUCCCCAUGUCUCAUAACGUGUUGUUUAUGAAGGGUCAGGUGGCAGAGCUGCGGGGAAACGUGGACGAGGCCAAACGCUGGUACGAGGAGGCGCUUUCCAUCAGCCCAACCCACGUUAAGACUAUGCAGAGACUGGGUCUGAUAUUGCAUCAGUUGCAACGGCACAGCCUUGCCGAGAAGAUCUUGCGUGACGCGGUGCAGGUGAACAGCACGGCCCAUGACGUUUGGAACAGUCUGGGCGAAGUUCUGCAAGCGCAGGGCAACAACGCCGCGGCAACCGAAUGCUUCCUCACUGCCCUGGAGCUGGAGGCAAGCUGCCCCAUCUUACCCUUCACCAUCAUUCCCCGCAGCCUCUGAGACACUCGGCACCAAUAAAACAUCUGUCCGAGAGUCAUGCAUGAACUACAGUCCUCACACACCCAUGAGAGAGCCCUCAGAGAGAGAUGCCUUUCUUCCCCCUUUUGAUCAGUUUUGGAUCGGUCAAGAAGAAGAAGAAGUGACCAACGGACUUCACAGCUGCACUAACCACAUCACGUCUACAUUCUCUCUCGCUCUCUCUCUCUCGUUCGCCCAUUUUCUUUCUUCUGUGGUAGUGUUUUCUCAGUUCAUUACUGUACUGUUAGUUUGACCAGCGAGAAACAUGUAAAGCUCUUGUCAGUCUAUUGAUUGACGCAGCCAUGUCAUCAAACCACAGUGCUUCCUUUUUUCCCCUGAGACAUGUUCUGAAACCCACAUCCCUGAGAUCAUUGUAGAUGUCAUGUGACCCAAUAAUAACACUGACAUGGAGACGGUUGUGUGUGUAAGUGCGCUGUGUGUGUUGGUGCAGAAUGAAAUGGACUGUAGGAGUUUGUGUUUGCGUUAUACGUGAUGAUAAAGGACACCCUUUCGCUGUGCGUGUUUACUUUUAAUAGAAUACUCUACACACUGUUAUAGUGUAUCCGUUACACACACAUAUUAUAAAAGUUUUGUUUGUAUGCUGUAUGUAUGAGGGCCGGUAUGUCACACAUACAAUGAGUCAUAAAGAAACAUCACGCCCCCUUCUGAAUUCAACACUGUACUUUUUAUGUACUGUAUGUAUAAAUCAACUAGAGCAAAUGGAACGGAUGCCAAAAGAACAGUUAUUCUAAAAGCAAAUAUUUUGUUUCUCUUGUUAGAAAGGAUAAAUAUAGUUUUGAAUGUUUUUGUUUGUUUGUUUAUUUUUCCACUUGUCAUUAUUCAGAGGUCAGAUUUAUAUUGUUGGUUUAACAGAGACAUGUUAUAUUAGAUGUUUAUUUAUCUGUGUCACAGUGGCCGUGUGUGGGACGGGUGAAGACAUGUAUGUGUGUGUGUGGGUGGGUGUUUACCUGUGUGAAGAACAUGGAUGAUGGUUGACUGUAACAGAUGCACACAUUUCUUAUCUGUCUUUAUAACGGACAGGAUGACUUAAGCCAGAAACAGGAAGCUUACUUGUGUGUGCGCAGCGUGUCAUUCAUAUGGCCAUUCACACAACUGGAAAAGCUGUUUAAUGAUGUCAAUAAAUGAUCGAUUGAAACGUGA
Molecule: messenger RNA, 3979 nt
Organism: Triplophysa rosa
Lineage: Eukaryota; Metazoa; Chordata; Actinopteri; Cypriniformes; Nemacheilidae
Gene: ttc7b
Product: tetratricopeptide repeat domain 7B
Exons: 22
Coding region: 50-2800 (916 amino acids)
Biological process (GO): protein localization to plasma membrane; phosphatidylinositol phosphate biosynthetic process
Cellular component (GO): plasma membrane
Molecular function (GO): protein binding
Source: RefSeq, a predicted model, not a curated record